UGUUCAGUGCUUUAGAGUGAUGAAAGCUGAAGUUGAAAAAGGUUGUAAAACUCCGGUUUUCCACAGUGGAACCAUUGUUUUUUUCUGGUUUCUUCAAAUCUACAUAGACAGGGUUGUUGGCCACAGAUUGCAGUUACCAUGUCCAAUUCAGUAAUUCUUCGCAGCGUGAAGAAAUUUGGAGAGGAGAAUCAUGGUUUUGAAUCAGAUGGAUCAUAUAAUAAUGAAAAGAAAUCAAGGUUACAAGAUAAGAAGAAAAGUGACAGCGUUCGAAUUGGCUUCUUUCAGUUGUUUCGGUUUUCUUCAUGGACUGACAUUUGGCUGAUGUGUAUGGGAAGUUUAUGUGCAUGUAUCCAUGGAAUAGCCCAGCCCGGUGUGCUACUUAUUUUUGGCACAAUGACAGAUGUUUUCAUUGACUAUGACACUGAAUUACAAGAACUCAAGAUUCCAGGAAAAGCAUGUGUGAAUAAUACUAUAGUAUGGAUCAACAGCUCCCUGAAUCAGAAUGUGACAAAUGGAACACGUUGUGGGUUGCUGGACAUUGAAAGUGAAAUGAUCAGGUUUGCCAGUUACUACGCUGGGAUCGGUAUCGCAGUACUUACCACGGGAUAUAUUCAAAUAUGCUUUUGGGUACUUGCUGCAGCUCAUCAGAUACAGAAAAUGAGAAAAGCUUACUUUAGGAGAAUAAUGAGAAUGGAAAUAGGAUGGUUUGACUGCAAUUCAGUGGGAGAAUUGAAUACAAGAUUCUCUGAUGAUAUUAAUAAAAUCAAUGAUGCCAUUGCCGACCAACUGGCCAUUUUCAUUCAGCGCAUGACUUCAGCCAUCUUUGGUUUCCUGCUGGGAUUUUCCAGGGGUUGGAAACUGACCUUGGUUAUUAUUUCUGUCAGCCCUCUCAUUGGAUUUGGAGCAGCCAUCAUAGGUUUGAGCGUGUCCAAGUUUACAGACUAUGAGCUAAAGGCCUAUGCCAAAGCAGGGUCCAUAGCUGAUGAGGUCAUUUCAUCUAUGCGAACAGUGGCUGCUUUUGGUGGUGAGAAAAAAGAGGUUGAAAGGUAUGAGAAAAAUCUUGUGUUUGCCCAACGAUGGGGAAUUAGAAAAGGUAUAGUGAUGGGCUUCUUUACUGGAUACAUGUGGUGUCUCAUCUUUUUCUGUUAUGCAUUGGCCUUCUGGUAUGGCUCUAAACUCGUCCUGGAAGAAGGAGAGUAUUCGCCAGGAGCCCUUGUCCAGAUUUUCCUCAGUGUCAUAAUCGGAGCUCUAAAUCUCGGCAAUGCCUCUCCCUGUUUGGAAGCCUUUGCCGCGGGACGUGCAGCAGCCUCCAGCAUCUUUGAGACCAUAGACAGGAAACCCAUCAUUGAUUGCAUGUCAGAAGAUGGUUACAAGCUGGACAGAAUCAAGGGUGAAAUCGAAUUCCAUAAUGUGACCUUCCAUUACCCUUCCAGACCAGAAGUGAAGAUUUUAAAUAACCUCAGCAUGGUCAUUAAACCAGGGGAAAUGACAGCUCUGGUAGGCCCCAGUGGUGCUGGAAAGAGCACAGCAUUGCAGCUCAUUCAACGAUUCUAUGACCCCACUGAAGGCAUGGUGACUCUGGAUGGCCAUGACAUCCGCUCUCUCAAUAUCCAAUGGCUUAGAGAUCAGAUUGGGAUAGUUGAGCAAGAGCCAGUUCUGUUCUCCACCACCAUAGCAGAAAACAUUCGUUAUGGCAGAGAAGAUGCUACAAUGGAAGAUAUAAUCCAGGCCGCCAAGGAGGCCAACGCCUACAACUUCAUCAUGGACCUGCCACAGCAAUUUGACACCCUUGUUGGAGAAGGAGGCGGCCAAAUGAGCGGUGGUCAGAAACAACGAGUAGCCAUCGCUAGAGCCCUCAUCCGAAACCCCAAGAUCCUUCUUUUGGACAUGGCUACCUCAGCUCUGGACAAUGAAAGUGAAGCCAUGGUGCAAGAAGCGUUGAGUAAGACUCAGCAUGGACAUACAGUUGUUUCUGUUGCACAUCGUCUAUCCACAAUCAAAACAGCAGAUGUCAUCAUUGGUUUUGAACAUGGUGCAGCGGUAGAAAGAGGCACGCAUGAAGAACUGUUGGAAAGGAAAGGUGUUUACUUCACUCUGGUGACUUUGCAAAGUCAACGAAAUCACGAUCAAGCCCUUAAUGAAGAGAAUGUAAAGGAAAAAGGUGCAACUGAAGAUUACACACCUGAGAAGACCUUUAGCAGAGGGAAUUAUCAGGACAGUUUAAGAGCGUCUCUCCGGCAGCGCUCCAAGUCUCAGCUUUCUUACCUGGCACAUGAACCUCCAAUGGCUGUUGUAGAUCAUAAGUCUACACAUGAAGAAGACAGAAAGGACAAGGACCUGCCUGCGGAAGACAUUGAACCUGCCCCAGUCAGAAGGAUUAUGAAACUCAAUGCUCCAGAAUGGCCCUACAUGCUGGCUGGAUCUGUGGGUGCUGCUGUUAAUGGGGCAGUCACACCCCUCUAUGCCUUCUUGUUCAGCCAGAUUCUUGGGACUUUUUCACUACCUGACAAAGAAGAGCAGAGGUCAGAGAUUGAUGGUAUAUGCCUACUUUUUGUAGCAUUGGGCUGUGUAUCCUUUUUCACCCAGUUUCUGCAGGGUUACACUUUUGCCAAGUCUGGAGAGCUCCUCACAAAAAGGCUACGUAAAUUUGGUUUUAGGGCAAUGUUAGGGCAAGACAUUGGCUGGUUUGAUGACCUCAGAAAUAGCCCUGGAGCACUGACAACAAGACUUGCUACAGAUGCUUCCCAAGUUCAAGGGGCUACUGGCUCUCAAAUCGGAAUGAUGGUCAAUUCCUUCACUAACGUCACCGUGGCCAUGAUCAUUGCCUUCCUCUUCAGCUGGAAACUCACCCUGGUCAUAGUGUGCUUCUUCCCCUUCUUGGCUCUGUCAGGAGCCGUCCAAACCAAGAUGUUGACAGGAUUUGCCUCUCGAGACAAGCAGGCACUGGAGAAGGCGGGACAGAUUACCAAUGAAGCCCUCAGUAACAUCCGCACUGUUGCCGGAAUUGGAAAGGAAAGGAAGUUUAUCGAAACAUUUGAGGCUGAGCUGGAGAAGCCAUACAAGACGGCCAUCAAAAAGGCAAAUGUUUACGGACUCUGCUUUGGCUUUUCCCAGUGCAUAACAUUUAUUGCAAAUUCUGCUUCCUACAGAUAUGGAGGUUACUUAAUCUCCAACGAGGGGCUGCACUUCAGCUAUGUGUUCAGGGUGAUCUCUGCAGUUGUUCUGAGUGCAACAGCUCUUGGGAGAGCCUCCUCUUACACCCCAAGUUAUGCCAAGGCAAAAAUAUCAGCUGCACGCUUUUUUCAACUGCUGGACCGACAACCUCCAAUCAAUGUGUACAGCAGCGCAGGUGAAAAAUGGGACAACUUCCAGGGGAAGAUUGACUUUGUUGACUGCAAAUUUACAUAUCCUUCUCGGCCUGAUAUACAAGUCCUCAAUGGUCUCUCAGUGUCAGUGAGUCCCGGGCAGACGCUGGCGUUUGUUGGCAGCAGCGGAUGUGGCAAAAGCACCAGCAUUCAGCUGUUGGAACGUUUCUAUGACCCUGACCAUGGCAAAGUGAUGAUAGAUGGGCAUGACAGCAGGAAAGUAAACAUCCAGUUCCUCCGCUCAAAUAUUGGAAUUGUCUCCCAGGAACCAGUGUUGUUUGCCUGCAGCAUAAAGGACAAUAUUAAGUACGGGGACAACACCCAAGAAAUCUCCAUGGAAAGAAUCAUAGCAGCUGCAAAGCAGGCGCAGCUGCAUGACUUCGUCAUGUCGCUCCCGGAGAAAUAUGAAACUAACGUUGGGUCCCAGGGAUCUCAACUCUCUCGAGGAGAGAAGCAACGCAUUGCUAUUGCCCGGGCCAUUGUACGAGACCCUAAAAUCUUGCUACUAGAUGAAGCCACUUCUGCCUUAGACACAGAAAGUGAAAAGACGGUGCAAGUUGCUCUGGACAAAGCUAGAGAGGGUCGGACUUGCAUUGUCAUUGCCCAUCGCUUGUCCACCAUCCAGAAUUCAGAUGUCAUUGCUGUCAUUUCACAAGGGGUGGUGAUUGAAAAGGGGACGCAUGAAGAACUGAUGGUGCAGAAAGGAGCCUACUACAAGCUGGUGACCACGGGAUCACCCAUCAGUUGACCUGACACAAGAGCGUCCUGCACAGAUGAUGCACCAGUUGCAGGAGUGUGGGGGGUUCUUUUUCUUUAGAGAGGAAUGUUGACAUUCCACCAUUACAGACAUUGUCGUACAUUGGGAUCCAAGCUAAUUUCUAAUGACCUUCAGCAGUAAUUCAGCUUUACAUGUCCAUGUUGAAAAUGAAAGCAACUGGGAUCCGUGUGUGUGAAAAUCCAAGGUCAAGCGCUGCUCAGCCAUCACCAAACGCUUCUGUAUGCGGGAACCAGUUCCAAUCACCAGUGGGGAUGAAUGACAAGGCACGGAGUAGAUGAGACUUUGGACUCCUCUAGGGCAAACGGCUAUCUUUUCAUUCUUGAACAUGCAGUGUGGCCAGAGCUGGGUCUAUAAUAAGCACUGUCAAAUUUGAAAAGAGCAAAGGAACAAAGAGCAGCUGUGUUUUUAACUAAGAUUUUCUUGCAUGUGAAAACCAAGUCACUCAUUUCCAAGGCUAAGGAUAGGGAAAACUUUGAUACACUGGAUGUUCUCUGGCCAACAAAGACUCUGGGGGCCGGGAUUAGCAGUAGAUUCAGGGUGUAGUACAGGAUGGUAGUGGUGAUAGUGGUGGUUGAAAUUACCAUUUACUGGACUAGAAUUUAUCAGUGUUGCUGGAAUAGUACCAAGACCUAGUACUCCCCUCUACCCCCACACAUUUUGGUGUCUGUUCUUUGUUUCCUUGAAAUCCUAGUCAUGAAAACAGUGCAUUUUACUUUGCUGUAGCUUCCUAAGGUGUUAUACAAAGAGUCACUUGAAGAUAGGAGAAACACACUCAUGUUUGCCCCUGCUCCCUGAAAACACCACUAAAUGCUAUUAAAAGAAUUGAAGAAGGCAUAAAUCCACACAAAUAAAGAAAGCAAAAUAAUACUAGCAGGGGCCAGCACUGUGGCGUAGUGAGUAAAGCCACUGCUGGCAGUGCUGCCAUCCAUAUGGGCACUGGUUUGAGUCCCGGCUGCUCCACUUCUGAUCCAGCUCUCUGCUAUGGUCUAGGAAAGCAGUAGAAGAUGGCCCAAGUCCUUGGGCCCCUGCACCCACAUGGGAGACCUGGAAGAAGCUCCUGGCUCCUGGCUUAUGAUUGGCCCAGCUCCAGCCAUUGUGGCCAUUUGGGGAGUGAACCAGCAGAUGGAAGACCUCUCUCCCUCUCUUUGCCUCUGCCUUUCUGUAACUCUGCCUUUCAAAUAAAUAAAUAAAUCUUUUAAAAAAUGA
Molecule: messenger RNA, 5349 nt
Organism: Lepus europaeus (European hare)
Lineage: Eukaryota; Metazoa; Chordata; Mammalia; Lagomorpha; Leporidae
Gene: ABCB11
Product: ATP binding cassette subfamily B member 11
Exons: 28
Coding region: 139-4113 (1324 amino acids)
Biological process (GO): transmembrane transport
Cellular component (GO): membrane
Molecular function (GO): ATP binding; ATP hydrolysis activity; ABC-type transporter activity
Source: RefSeq, a predicted model, not a curated record